GCUCUGUCUAUAAUACCAGCUACAAGCGGAGCUGAGGAGGUCUAAACAGCUAAUAGCUACAGACGUCCGUCUUCUUCGUGAGUACACAGAUCUUGGUGUCGCCAUCCCCCGAGCUACCCCCACACGGGCACUGCAACAUGGGGAAGAAGCUGAAGAGGAGCUGCGACUGCAAACGGAUACUGAAGAACAACUGGCUGCUCAUCACCACUGUGGUGGCUGUUGUCUUAGGCAUUGGUCUCGGAGUAUUGGUGCGGGAAUAUGGCAAACUUUCCAACCUGGACAAAAUCUAUUUUGCUUUUCCUGGAGAGAUUCUGAUGAGAAUGCUCAAACUCAUUAUUUUACCGUUGAUUGUUUCAAGUAUGAUCACAGGUGUUGCUGCCCUGGACUCUAGUGUAUCUGGAAAAAUUGGUCUGCGAGCUGUUGUGUAUUACUUCUGCACCACUGUAAUAGCUGUGAUUCUUGGGAUUGUGCUGGUGGUGAGCAUUAAACCUGGAGUAUCCCAAAGUGCUGAUGAUAUUGACAGAACAGGAAGUACCCCAGAAGUUACUACAGUAGAUGCCCUACUGGACCUGCUGAGAAAUAUGUUUCCAGAAAACCUGGUCCAGGCCUGCUUCCAACAGUACAAAACCAAGCGUGAAGAACUAAAACCUUCAAAGGAACCUGACAAGAACAGCACCAUAGAAAGAAAUUACACCUUAAAUUUGACAUUGACGGAUCAAGAGAACAAAACAAAAGAAUUCAAAAUAGUUGGCCUGUACACUGAUGGUGUGAAUGUUUUAGGCCUCAUCGUUUUUUGUCUUGUCUUUGGAAUUGUUAUCGGGAAAAUGGGAGAGAAGGGACAAGUGCUUGUUGAUUUUUUUAAUGCGCUGAAUGAUGCAACAAUGCAGAUAGUUCAGAUUAUCAUGUGGUAUAUGCCACUUGGUAUUUUAUUUUUGAUUGCUGGGAAGAUCAUUGAAGUUAAUGACUGGGAAAUAUUUCGCAAGCUUGGCCUUUACAUGGCAACAGUGCUCAGUGGCCUGGCAAUACAUUCUAUUAUUAUUUUGCCAUUAAUUUACCUUUUAAUCGUGAGGAAAAAUCCUUUUACGUUUGCCAUGGGCAUGGCUCAAGCUUUACUUACUGCGCUUAUGAUAUCAUCAAGUUCAGCAACAUUGCCCGUAACUUUCCGCUGCGCAGAAGAGAAAAAUCGCGUGGACAAGAGGAUUACCAGAUUCGUUUUACCAGUGGGAGCCACAAUCAACAUGGAUGGAACUGCACUGUAUGAAGCUGUGGCAGCUGUUUUUAUUGCACAGCUCAAUGAUAUGCAAUUGGACGUUGGGCAGAUUGUCACCAUAAGUGUUACAGCAACAGCAGCCAGUGUUGGAGCUGCCGGAGUACCUCAGGCCGGCUUGGUUACCAUGGUGAUCGUUCUCAGCGCUGUGGGACUUCCAGCAGAAGAUGUCACCCUUAUAAUAGCAGUCGACUGGCUUCUUGACCGAUUCAGAACCAUGGUUAAUGUGCUUGGAGAUGCCUAUGGGACAGGGAUAGUAGAGAAGCUGUCCAAAAAGGAACUGGAGCAAAUGGAUGUCACAUCUGAAGUAAAUAUUGCUAAUCCAUUUGCCAUUGAACCAACUAUACUAGAGAAUGAAGAGGACAGUGAAGUUAAGAAGUCUUAUGUGAAUGGGGGCUUUGCUGUUGAUAAAUCAGAUGCUAUAUCAUUUACCCAGACGUCACAGUUCUAAAGGAAUUUGGAUUGCUGGAUUACAUAGAACUCAAGUGUGACCAAGACUGCAAAAAAAAGAGCUUGAUUGAUGUUAACAGAGAUGUGUCUAACACACCAAAGUGCAGAUUUUCUUUUCAAUAUUUGGAUUCAAAGCUAUUGCUCUAUGUGAGCAGGUUAACAGGAAUGGACAAUUGUACAAAAUGUAACCAUUUUUUUCCAGUGCCAUGGUAUCUUACCACUAAACUUCUGGAAUGUUUAUUCAGAGUUAGCAUGUUCAUAACCUGGAUACUAUUAUCAAGGUCAGUAUGGUGAUACCUAAAUAUUAGCUCUUCUCAAGCACAGUACAACGUCACAUCAUUUUUAUAUGUCCUCUCAAAAAAAGUUGCCUUCAUGCAUUUUUUCAGACUUUUAACAUAUGUGCCAAACAAUUCCUAUUCAUAGGAGCGGUUAUAUAAUUGAGGUAUAAAAUAAUUUAUAGUAGGUCUUCCAGGGAUUUUUUAUGCGGAGACAAGAUAUAAGCUUGCCUUAUUGCUGAUCGUUUAUCAUAAAAGGCUCAUAGGUACAUUGAAUAUUUGUACAUCAUAUAUGUAGCAAGUAGGGGUAACCCAUGGGAUGCAUGACACUAAUUUUAAAAGUUAAAAGAAUUGAUGAUGCUCUAAAGGGCAUUAGAUAAUGCCCUGGUGCAAUUUACCAUAGUGCUGCUAAAUAACGCAUAAUGAAAUAGUGCCAAAAAACAUAAUUAUAAAUACUCUGGUACAUCUGUAUGUUUAUUGUAUGAAGUUCUCCAUCUUUGCUAUGAAUGCAGUUAAUUUAGGAGUUGCCAACUAGUGGCUCUGGUCUACAUAUGGUCCACGAACCCUUGUGAAAAUAUUUGCUGUGCAUCAGUGACCUAAACAUAUAGGCAUAAAAAUCUAAUAUCUAUAAAAUAUCUUUAUUCUUCAGCUUCAAAAUACAAGCCCUUAACAUUAGAAGCCAAUAAUUUUCACUAGUUUGUUUUAGGAAAUGUUCAUAUCACUAUACAUAUCAUGGUAUAGAAAAGUAGUCUGCACCUUCCGUAUACAUUUGUCUUAUUAAAAUGUAUUUAUCAUUGUUACAGUCUGACAAGUACCAUACAAGAGUCAUUUUCUUAUUAAUUGGUACAACACUUUAUGACAUAAAACGACCGUACAUAAGUCAUAUGUUCAAUAAUAAACAGCAUACAUUCCCUUAUUUAUAUAUAGAAUUUUUUAUGACUGAAAUUGCACAAGGUCAGGUCGAAUAAAUCCUGCUUGGAAGAAAAACAUCUCAAGUAAAUAGGACCACAAAAUUAAAAAACUGUGAAAUAUGAGGGAUCCAACUGAACUAGUUAUAUGUUUUGAUAAAGGCUAUCAUAUUUAUUUAACUCUAUUUGUAUUGGCAAAGCUCAUGCUUUAACGGGACAGUACACUGUAAGAUUGUUUUUUCCUUAAUGUAUUCCCAAUUACCAGCUGAAGAGUAAAAAAUGAAAAAAAGAGAGAAAUUGCAUUUUCAGGUUAAUUUGUGUAUAUGAAGUAGCUGGUUUUGUGCUUUGAAACCACAACCUACUACAAUAGGUUGAGCUUGCAGGGAAAGUUAGAGCUCUUUAUUUUAUCACUUUAUGUACAUACACAUGCUUCCUUGCUUUAUAUCUGUCUGUAAACCAAAGACAAAUACUUAGAGAGAACAAGGGAAAAUUAAAAUUGUAUUGCCUGACUAUCCUACACCCCACUGAGAGUGCAAUUUCUUAUUCUGGUUGUGUUCACAUAUCUUUUCAAUGGCCUAUACUUAAGUAUACAAACUUCCAGUAUAGGUUGGGAUACCCCAGGCUAAAUCAUCUAUUUCAAUGCCGAAAUAAGGGUAAAGGAGUUACUUGUAAAAAUUUAGUACACUCAGAGCUAGAUAACGAGUGGAGUAAAAGUUUGCGAUUCCAUUUGUGAGUUAACUUAACUAGAAGUAAGCUUUUUGUAUGCGUCGGGUAGCACACAUAUUAAAGUUGAAAGUAAAAAAAAUUUACACAAGUGCUGACCCAGCGUAUGCAAAAUGUGGAACUUAGAAUAUUGCAACCGUGUUAACGUAUACCCCCAAAGACUUUAGUGGAGUGGAAAAAGUGAAAAAAACAUCACAGCCAGGCAGCCAGCAAGUCACGAAAACCUGAUAACAUUUUCUAAACUGUGCUAACCCAACAUGAAAUAUUAA
Molecule: messenger RNA, 3892 nt
Organism: Bombina bombina (fire-bellied toad)
Lineage: Eukaryota; Metazoa; Chordata; Amphibia; Anura; Bombinatoridae
Gene: SLC1A1
Product: solute carrier family 1 member 1
Exons: 13
Coding region: 138-1718 (526 amino acids)
Biological process (GO): L-glutamate transmembrane transport
Cellular component (GO): plasma membrane
Molecular function (GO): L-glutamate transmembrane transporter activity; glutamate:sodium symporter activity; L-cysteine transmembrane transporter activity
Source: RefSeq, a predicted model, not a curated record